CCGCGUUGUAGUAUUACUGGUUUAUUUCAAACGAGCUAACCAUAACAACAGAAAGUCAAGAAGUUCCAGACGUCGAAACUCAAUCAGCUGAACAUACGGUUGAUAACCUGCAACUGAGUCGUACGAUAUCCUAUUCCGAUUGGCACCUUGCGCGAAGAAUAACCCAACUUCAAUACCGAAGAAGAGCCUAAGACGACUACCCGGAGAGUAGCAGAGGUACCGCGGAUUCAGAUAUCGCUUAGUCGCAAAACCACAUCAUUUACUUUCCUCUCGACUCCAAACAUGCCAAGCCAUUGCUACACUGCGGAGGUCCCCUUAAGUGUUUUCGAUGAAGAUGACCUCAUUGAUGACUCCUACGGUAUCACCCCGAUGGCUGGACUCGGAAAGCCAUUGAGUCUACGUAACCGGUUUCUCCGGCGUUUGUCAAAAAUGAUAGGCGCGGAUGUGACCAUGCAGGAGGAUGAGCCCGACGUUAGACUCGAUAUUUAUCUAACUUGGAAGCCCAACCAACUAGAACAAAGCCCAGCCGUUGAUAAAGAGCUGCGAGAGUACUUAAGUGGCUUAAAAGAUGCUUGGGCUAUAAUUGCAAUGCACCAAUGUGGACUACGCUACGAUCGUGCGCGGGAAGACCUGUGGGACACUGUACUCAUAUAUGUGUACUGUCACAUCGACUACACUAUUAUCAGGCUGCAACAAUGCUUCAGCCUAAACCAGCCCAUAUUGGAUGACUUUAUCACCACGAUGUUUGGCGUCCAUGAGAACACGGGCUCGGAACGGGACUGUGAAUUAGGAGAUCAGCUCAUUGCAAUCCAAGAAAUGGUACAAGGCUACGACAGUUCGGUAAAACAACUCAAUACGCUUAUUCAAUUCGCGUCUAGGAUGACUCGGACACUCUCACAUCUUCAGAAUCGACUCAAAUAUCUGCUUGGGAAACCUGUGUUUGCGAAGGAGAUCUUCCAGCUAAUCUGUGCAGUUGGAUUUCCUGAACGCGCCUACAGCACUUUCGUUCGCGCAGCAAAGGCAUCUACAGUAUUCACAGAAACGAACUUCCAUAUUAGAUUAAGGCAAACAUCCCCUACUCAGCCCUUACCUCAACAGACCAUAUCAACUGCUAUGUUGUUGCCGCGACCGCCUCUACAAGGGAAGUCGCAGGCAACUAGGCAAGCUCUAGCUACACCGCUGCCUCUUCUUAUCCAAACAGACUAUGCAGAUUACGAAACCUCUUUAGGCGCAGCCAGACCCUUCCUACAAAAAGAAGAUCGUGUAAUAGGAUUUGUCCGUCUCCCAGCUGCUAAGCGCGACACAGUUCAACUUAUAAGAUCUGUACUUCCUGGCAAACUCGUCCCUAUCUCUUCCUCUGCAUUCUACAUCUUCGGUUUCGUAACCUGCGACACUGAGGACCAAGAGCGACACCUAGCAGGCUUUUACGCCUGGUUCCUUGAGCAAGCCCGCCACCGGCGCUCUACAUUUCAGUCUCUUACAACCGCCGUUGAGACAAACACUCUAGCCGAUCUACUUAACAUCAAAAACCUUGCGUCCUUUAACGACUACUUUCCUAGACUAGAAACCUUCCUCAGCGCCGUGCCAACACCUACAGUCUGGCGACUAAAGCAGUUCAUUCAGGAUGAGACUACCGACGAGCCGCCACCGUGUCUCAAGCGCGAUUACGGAUUUUACUUCUGCACGCAGCGCGAGGACGUCGCAAAACUAAAGACUAUCUACACUGCUAUCCUAGAUAGAGUAGCGCCAUUGGAGCUUCACGCUGCGGCCAUUAACGGCCAGCUCCUCGCGUUUGCGAUACAGGAGCUCGGCGUUGUGGAUCCUAACAUGCGCCGCUUCCUGCAGAACGACUUUGGGGUGUUGCGCAUUGGAUUUGAUGACAUGGAGGGGCUUGAGCGGCACCGGAAGCCGCUGUUCAAAAAAGUACAAAGGGAAGUCUAGAUAACGUAAUGUGGUGUGAAGCAUUGGUAGCGGUGGAGCGAGAUUUUGGAAAAUAUCUAAUUUCUUGGGAAGUUUGCAAAAGUUUGGGCUCGGUGUGUUUUGUCAUCUUUCGUUUCGGCACGUGGCUCGUCAUGGACCUGCUGGCUUCUUUUUGCUCUUCAAAUAAUUUCCUGGUUAGGACUCGAUUUUGACUGACGAUCUCAGUUUGGGGCGUUGGUUGCCGGCCUUGCUGUCGGGUCAGGACGUGUGGGCUACACAUACGGGCAUGGCUUUGCCGUCCCUUGUUUUCUUGCUUUCAGCGGACAUCUGCGAGAUUGGUUUCACACGUAAUAGU
Messenger RNA from Dothidotthia symphoricarpi CBS 119687, 2275 nucleotides. RefSeq lists its product as uncharacterized. The transcript is spliced from 2 exons. The coding region runs from base 283 to 1941 and encodes 552 amino acids. The record is from RefSeq and is a predicted model, not a curated record. NCBI's taxonomy places the organism in Eukaryota, Fungi, Ascomycota, Dothideomycetes, Pleosporales, Dothidotthiaceae.